Populus euphratica (Euphrates poplar) is the source of this 2974-nucleotide messenger RNA. RefSeq lists its product as uncharacterized. Lineage: Eukaryota; Viridiplantae; Streptophyta; Magnoliopsida; Malpighiales; Salicaceae. Gene Ontology annotation, cellular component: membrane. The transcript is spliced from 6 exons. Bases 267 to 2573 code for a protein of 768 amino acids. The record is from RefSeq and is a predicted model, not a curated record. Gene Ontology annotation, molecular function: protein binding.
UUAUAUUCUAGUGAUUAGUGCUCUGAAAAAGAAAUGAAUAGUCUUGGUUUGUAGUCUUAUCAAGAGUAAAUGGACUCCGAAAGGAAAAGUGAAGAAAGUAGAUGUGAUUCUUUGCUUGAUUAUUUCAAAAGAAGGAAUGUGAAACACGAUGAAAACCACUGAUCAUACUUGGUGUGUAGAAUUUAUAUAUUGCUGUAUGAGGGAGAAUUAAUUGAACACAUAAACGACUUGCUCACGCAUUCAAUCACAGACAAAGGCAGAGAGACAUGGGUUUCGAUGAGUAUCGUAAGUUUAAAGGCUUAUAUGAAAGUAUGCGGAAGGGUAAGAAGACAGAAGUGAUACAUCAAUAUGCAAUGAUGUCCGAGGAACCAUCAAGCAGCAUGACUGUCUGUGAAGAUACAGUCCUUCAUAUGGCGAUCAAUAUGAGGCAGGAAAGCAUUGCCAGAGAAAUCUUGAAGCAUCACAUCAAAGAUCGUAGAACAUUGAUUCGGGAGAAUGUGUUUGGAGACACCAUACUCCACGAAGCUGCUUCCACCAACAUGACAACACUAGUAAAGGAAUUGCUGGAGAAGGAACCGCUAUUACUAUCCAUGCCUAAUAAGUACGAUGAAAUGCCUUUGUUUAAAGCAGCCCAAUUUGGUCACACUGAAAUGUUCAAGCUUCUUGCUGGUGAAGUGGGGAAUGAAGGUCCAGAGAAAGUUAAACAUCAUCUGUCUAGGAGCGACAAAACUACCAUCCUUCACAUGACUAUCCUUGCCGAGUUCUUUGAUCUCGCAUAUGUGAUAGCUAAAAAGUACCCGGGAUUGGUUGCUGCAGAAGACGGAAAGGGGAAGAUAGCGCUUCAGCUGCUCUCAAGUAAUCCAUCUGCAUUCAAGAGUGGGAGCAGCUAUGGUUUCCUGAAGAGUUUCAUUAAUUAUUGUGUUCCCGAUGAUGAUGCGGAGAGGAACGACAGCAGUGGCGAAGAAGACAGAUACAAAGGUAUGUUAGAUGUGGACCAAGAAGAUGAGGAUGGUGAUAAAUCAAGAGACUCCAAGCUCCCCAAAAUGCUUAAAGUUUUAGUCGACAUCUUCUUUAUGAUAAUACAAAAAAUUUCUUCAGUUCUAAGGAAGAUGAAUCAAUCACUUUGGAGCCUUUUUCGUAAAGGUUGGCCAGUGAUGGAAAAUAUCAGGAAAGAGAAGAGAAAACAUGAAUCUGCUUUAAGGCUUGCCAAACUAUUGAUUGCAGACGACACUUCAUGGGAACAUAUCAGCACCGAAGAAGACAUAGGAAAGAUAAGCGUUGUGAACCCUGCAGCAAAAGAAGAAGGAGGAGGAGGAGGAGAAAUUAGAGGAGAGAAUAAAAAACAAGGACGCAGAAAAACAGAAGGAAAGCAAGGAAAUUUAGGAGCCUGUGUGACUACUGCACAAACACCGGAAACAUCAAAAGCAAACAAUUUUUUAGAUGGUGAAGCUGGCUCGACACCAACCCCAACCUCAUUAGCACAAGCCCCAGAUAUAUCAAAAGCAAACAAUUUAGACGGUGAAGCUGGCUCGGCACCAACUCCUACAUCAUUGCCACAAGCCCCGGGUAAAUCAAAAGCAAACAAUUUAGACGGUGAAGCUGACACCUCAUUGCUAUUAGCAACUAGCAAUGGAAUAGUAGAGAUUGUUGAAGAGAUACUUGAUGUAUAUCCUCAAGCAGUUGAACAUGUUAGUCGUAAGGGGCAGAACAUAAUGCAUGUGGCUAUUAAGAACCGUCAAAAAGAGAUAUUUAACAUGGUCAAGAAGAUGGAAAUACCAAUGACCAGGUUGGUUCGACGGAUCGACGAAAAUGGCUACACCUUGUUGCACCAUGUUGCUGUCAUGCAGUACUACAGUGGAGGAACCAUGCCUGGUCCUGCACUCCAGCUACAAGAGGAACUGCAUUGGUUUGAUCGUGUGCAGAAGAUAAUUCCUCCCCAUUAUGAAAUGCAUCGCAGCCGCUACAAGGAUGAGACUGCCGAAGAAUUCUUCAAUAGAACACACACUAAACUCCUCAAGGAAGCUCAGGAGUGGCUAAAGAGGACAUCAGAAUCAUGUUCUACUGUUGCUGUUCUCAUUGCCACAGUUGCCUUUGCUGCUGCCUACACUGUACCCGGAGGAUCCAAUCAAGACACCGGUCUUCCCGUUCUCCUGCAUGAUCCUAUUUUCUUGGUUUUCACUGUCAUGGAUGUUCUAUCUUUGGCAAGCUCCUUGACUUCUGUUGUAAUGUUCCUGUCAAUCCUCACUUCCCCAUUCCAGCUUCAGGAUUUCAGCCAGUCUCUCCCUCGAAAACUGACACUCGGUUUCUCUUUCCUCUUCUUCUCGGUCGCAGUGAUGAUGCUUACAUUCACCGCGACCAUUUUGCUCAUUGUUCAUUUGAAGAAACGUUGGACUACGCUUCUCAUUUACACCGUUGCAUUCCUUCCGGUCAGCAUAUUUGCUGUCUUGCAGGUCCCUUUGUAUUUGACAUUUAUGAAUACAUUGAAGACCUCAAUCAAUCUCAUCAGGGUUCCUAUUAACUCCGUCCGUAGUUUGGUUAGGGCCACUCUGUCCUCCAUUUGCAAGCGGCGUUGAGAUGAAUUAUAAGCAGUCUUCCUACUCUUUUCUAUCAUUACCGCUCCCCUGUCUCUUAACCUCCAUUAAAAUAACCUUCCAAGGUGUUUGUUAUCUGUUUUGAGCUAUCAAGCUUUAUUAAUAGAGUAUCUGCUCUCUCUGACCGCAAGAAAGUAUAAAUCCUUUCCAAUGGCCACUAUCUCUCAAUUGAAUUAAUAUACAUGCAACGAUCUCAGAAAAAAACAGCAAUUCACCUCUUCAAGACCCUCAAUUAUGCAGCUAAGAGCUGAUACUUAGUUUUCAUUUGUUUUUCAUAUAAGCUGAUAGAAACCGGGGGACUCACUACCAUUGUGGCCCUUUGAUUUUGCUUUCCAUCUAUUUGAUUGCGAAGGAAUAAUAAGAACUUGGAGAAAUUAAUUUAA